This is a messenger RNA of Acanthoscelides obtectus, 1444 nucleotides long. The record is from the annotation of a GenBank genome assembly. NCBI's taxonomy places the organism in Eukaryota, Metazoa, Arthropoda, Insecta, Coleoptera, Chrysomelidae.
AAUGCCGCGCAGCAAUCCAAAAUAUGUCAAGAAAGAUAAAAGGAAGUCGUGGAAGAAAGAAGACAUGGAAACAGCAAUUACAGUGGUUCGAGAAAAAAAGAUGGGAACCUUAAAAGCGGCAAAAACUUUUAAUGUGCCUCGUACAACCCUACAAACUUUGAGUAAAAAACUUGACCUUACUCCAGCACAAGCAGUUUGUACUAAGCUUGGGCGAAAGCCUUACUUGGGUGAAGACUUGGAAAAAGAGUUAGUUUCCUACUUACUCAUAAUGGAGCAGAAGUUUUAUGGGUACACUAUCCGAGAUUUGCGCAGAAUGGCUUAUCAAAUUGCAAUUAGAAAUCAUCUUGAAACGCCAUUUAACCGUAACGAGGCCGGCAGAUCUUGGGUGGAUCUUUUUUUAAAUCGUCAUAAAGAGCACCUAUCUAUUCGGAAACCAUGUGGAACAUCUUUCUCAAGAGCUUUAGGCUUCAACAAAGAGAAUGUUCAGAGUUUUUUCAAUAUGCUCGAAGAGGCUUACGAAAAACACAAAUUUCCAGCUGAGAGAGUGUUUAAUGUUGACGAAACAGGACUUUCUAUUGUUCAAAGCAAAAUUCCUCAUGUCAUUGGUCGAAAAGGAAAAAAGCAAAUAGCAGCCUUGACUUCUGCAGAGAGAGGUUCUACCGUAACGAUAAUUGCAUGCAUGAGUGCUUCUGGAGUUUUCGUCCCUCCUCUAGUGAUCUUCCCAAGGACAAAUAUGACUCAAAUCCUAAUGAAAGGAUGCCCUCCAGGUUCAAUAGGGAGAGCUCACCCCUCAGGAUGGGUUCAAAGUAAUAUUUUUACAGACUGGUUUGCUCAUUUUAUUGAGAAAGUCUGUCCGACAGAAAACUCGCCAGUUCUGCUGAUUUUGGACGGACAUUACAGUCACGUCCGAAAUCCAGAUUUAAUUGACAUGGCCCGAAAGAGCUUCGUGACAAUAAUUUGUCUUCCACCGCACUCUACACAUAAACUGCAGCCGCUCGACAAGACAUUCAUGGGACCAUUAAAAGCUUUUUAUAGUGAGGAAGUAAGACAAUUUAUUAGACAUUCAAACCGCGCUGUUACACCAUAUGACAUCAUGGAGCUCUUUGGGAAAGCUUACCUUAAGGUCCAGACGGGAGAUAUUGCAGUCAAUGGUUUCAAGGCAACCGGAAUUUUUCCUUUGAACAAAAAUAUUUUCACAGAGGCUGAUUUCAUAGCCUCUGAAAUCGAAGCAGAGAAAACAUGCAAUGCACCCCAGGCUGAUCAGUCAAAGGUGGUAGGAUCUACAUCAUCUUCCCAUGCAUCAUUUUCUCAAUGCUGCUCUUCAAGCACUCCAAAGAAUCUACCUGGACCAUCGAAGCAAAUUAGCCCUUUUCAAAUUGCCCCAGUACCAACAUCAAGAAAAAGGUCACAAAUCGUGGUCGCAAGUCUUCAAGUGCUUGUGUGA